AUGGCCUCUCAAAAACAGACGGCCACACGUGGUGGUAAGAAAAAGGUCCAGCAGAGCAAUCAGCUAACCAAUUACUUUCACCCCAUCACCACCGAUCUGGUGGCUUUCAAACCGGGCUGCUACAAAGGUUUAGCCGACCGCCCUUCGGAUGCGGUGCUGGGAAACUUGGAGCUCCAGCCGAUCCCCGAAGAUGCGGAAGGCGAGGAGGAGGAGGCCCAAGAAGGGGCAAAUCAAUCGAGCUCGUCGGAGAAGGUGGGGGAAAUUGCUGACCUGGGUGCCGAAGCGUCUGAGGACACCGUAAUGGGUGACCUCGAGCCCCAGCCUAUCCUCGGUGAGGAUGAUGAGGGGGAUAAGGGAAAAGCCCCCGCGAAGUAG
Messenger RNA from Penicillium odoratum, 375 nucleotides. RefSeq lists its product as uncharacterized. NCBI's taxonomy places the organism in Eukaryota, Fungi, Ascomycota, Eurotiomycetes, Eurotiales, Aspergillaceae. The transcript is spliced from 2 exons. The record is from RefSeq and is a predicted model, not a curated record. Bases 1 to 375 code for a protein of 124 amino acids.